AGCGCGGAGGAGAAGACACCUCCUCGGAGUUCGACGGGACGACGACUCGACGAGGGAGAUGCGAACCAGCGCUGCGGCUGCUGCUGCUGCGGCGGCGGCGGCCGGGGCAUCCGCCGCCGGAGAUGCGGGGCCAAGCUCCAGGGGCGGAGGUUCUGGAGGUGGGGCCCCCGCGCGCCCGCGGCGGUUCCCGGGGGCGGCGCAGCCGGAGGUCAUGCGGGCGGCGGAGAAGGACGACGGCUACGCCGCCCACGUCACCGAGGCCUGCCGCGACGCCUUCCGCCACCUCUUCGGUACCAGGGUCGCCGUUGCUUAUCAGAACGAGAUAAAAUUGCUUGGUCAAUCCCUUUAUUAUCUGCUAACAACUGGAUCAGGCCAGCAAACACUUGGAGAAGAAUAUUGUGAUAUAUCUCAGGUUGCAACUUCGCACGGACUUCCACCGACACCUGCUAGACGGAUCCUUUUCAUUUUGUACCAAACUACUGUUCCCUACCUUGCUGAACGUAUCAGCUCUAGAAUGGUUGCACGUGGUAUUGCCCUCACUGACUCUCAGCUUGAUGACCAUCCUGAAAGUGAUAGUUCUAGUAGAGGCACUUCAGCACAAUCAUCAAUUAAUCCUUCAAGAAGCUUGAGUUUUUCUUAUUUAUCAAGGUUGAGAGGCAGAGUCCAUACCAUGUGGCAAUGGGUUCUUCUGAAAUGGCCUUCGAUGCUGCCAUUUGCUCAAGAUUUUAUACAGUUAUCUAUCCGGGCAAAUCUGAUGCUCUUCUAUUUUGAAGGAUUGUAUUAUCAUUUACCGAAGCGAGCAGCUGGCAUUCGUUAUGUAUUCAUUGGGAAACCAAUGAAUCAGAGGCCCAGGUACCAAAUCUUGGGUAUUUUUCUGUUAAUUCAGUUAUGUAUUCUUGGUGCUGAAAGACUUCGAAGAAGUAACUUAUCAACAAUAGCUAGUUCGAUUAACCAAAUCUCAUCUGGAAGCUAUCCUUCAUUCACAGGUCGAGGUGUCCCUGUUCUAAAUGAAGAUGGAAACAUCAUCAGUGACACCCGCCAUGGUAAAACUGCAGAUUUGGCUUCUGGUUCAGAGGCAUCCAGUAGCAAGAGCAAAUGCACCCUUUGUCUCAGUACCCGCCAGAAUCCCACUGCCACAACCUGUGGUCAUGUCUUCUGCUGGGGUUGCAUUAUGGAGUGGUGCAAUGAGAAGCCUGAAUGCCCCCUAUGCAGAACUCCGAUUACUCAUUCGAGUUUGAUUUGUAUAUAUCAUUCAGAUUUCUAGCAAAUCAUUGCCCGGAGUCUCAGAUUCCAAGUAGCAAGUCAUCAUAUCGUUCUCCAGUGGAUUCAUCAAUAUGAUACACUGAAUCCAACAAAUUUUUGUGAGAACUCUGCAUUCUGAAGUGUUUUAGUGUACCAAGAGAGCAAGGAGAUUAUAAAGACCGAUGCUGUCACUCAACUGUGUUGUAGAGAGCUCAAAUAGCACAACCACCAAAACGGAAACCAGAUGUUCCUUUCUAGCGUAAACGGAUACCCAUGUAUAUGUACAUCUUGGAUACAACCUGGCACUUUAUAGGGUAGAACAGUGUCAUCUUCCUUCUAAAAGCCAGUGUCUGACUGGAAUCAUAGAGCAAAAUUCAUCAACAUGAAAUUCUGAAAUA
This is a messenger RNA of Oryza brachyantha (malo sina), 1640 nucleotides long. Its product is annotated as peroxisome biogenesis factor 10. The transcript has 11 exons. Gene Ontology annotation, biological process: protein import into peroxisome matrix. The coding region runs from base 59 to 1264 and encodes 401 amino acids. Gene Ontology annotation, cellular component: peroxisomal membrane. Gene Ontology annotation, molecular function: zinc ion binding. NCBI's taxonomy places the organism in Eukaryota, Viridiplantae, Streptophyta, Magnoliopsida, Poales, Poaceae. The record is from RefSeq and is a predicted model, not a curated record.